Ambispora gerdemannii is the source of this 519-nucleotide messenger RNA. The record is from the annotation of a GenBank genome assembly. NCBI's taxonomy places the organism in Eukaryota, Fungi, Glomeromycota, Glomeromycetes, Archaeosporales, Ambisporaceae.
AUGCACAAAUUAUCCGCAUAUUCAAAAGGAUUGAAUCUGGAGUUGGAACUUGUCGAAAGACUGGAGGGUGUAGUUACGCUGCCACAUCGGUGUCUGGGAAAUCGAAAGCGCAUAGUGGCCACUGUCUCGGCAUUUCCAGUUUCUGAUGUCUCUGCACUGCCGAAGCGCUGGGGGAUUCAUGUUGAUGAUUAUGACGCAAAUGCUCACUUUUUACUGUUAUCAAUAUCUAGGGGCCCGGGCGACGGAGGAGUAGAUGCCAGGUGUGAAACUGCUAUGUUAAAAUACGCGUUUCGAUGUAAUAACGACCCUCCGUCGUCCGUAAGUGAGGAACAAAGUGGGGCACUCGGUAUCAUCGUGAGUGCCCCAGGAAAUAAGUUCACACAGUGUGCAAUAGAAUCAGUCAGAGCGUUUGUAUAUCCCAUCCUCCGGACCGAUAUAGCACGUCUAUCCUUCUACAUUCUCAAUAUAACCGUUGAUCGGCUACAAGGAAGACCCUUCGAAUUUUUCUACCUCUCCUAA